CUGAUGGUAAAGCGCUAAUUUUAGGAAGUUAGCAGUUUCUUUUCUCUGCAUGCACCUCCUGCCUACAGGGUACCAACUCUACAACGCUGCAGGCUUUGCAGGCAGAGAGUAGAAAGGACAUCAGCAGAAAAACGGAAGCAAAAUAAAAGCUCGAAGUAUGCUUUACCUGAGAAGCUGAGGCUGUGGAUAAGGUUUGCCCCAAGCUUUCCUUUGUGCCUGUGGACCUGAGCCCAAGGCUCUUGGAUUCAACUGUUGAAGAGAGAAAACAUGAUCGUCCAGUCUUCGCUUCUCAUUUGCCUUUUCCUGCUUAUCUCUGGUUCCUGUGAGUUCUUUGCUGAAGCAAAUUAUUCUAGAAGCUAUCCUUGCGAUGAGAGAAAGCAGAAUGGCUCCGUUCUCGCCGACUGUAACAGUCGUCGACUACAAGAAGUUCCCCAAACAGUGGGCAGAUAUGUAACAGAACUAGACCUGUCUGAUAACUUCAUCAAGCACAUAACGAAUGAAUCAUUUCAAGGGCUGCAAAAUCUUACUAAAAUAAAUCUAAAUCACAAUGCAGUGAAUAAUGAUGGCAUGAAUAUUACAGACGGGGCAUUCCUGCAUCUAAAAAACCUACGGGUGUUACUGCUUGAAGACAACCAGUUACACCAGAUACCUGCUGGUUUGCCAAAGUCUUUGAAAGAACUUAGUCUAAUCCAAAACAAUAUCACUGUGGUAACUAAAAAGAACACUUCGGGACUAAAGAACUUGGAAAGUCUUUAUUUAGGCUGGAACUGCUAUUUUGGCCAUGAUUGUAAAAAAAUUUUUGACAUAGAAAAUGGAACAUUUGAGAGGCUUACACAUUUGAAAGUGCUAUCACUAUCUUUCAAUGAUCUUUCCCAUGUGCCACCAAAACUGCCUCGCUCCCUAACCGAACUUUAUCUUAGCAACACCAACAUCCAAAAUAUUGGUCAAGAAGACUUCAAGGAAUUGAAAAAUUUAACCAUACUCGAUUUAAGUGGUAACUGCCCGAGGUGUUUCAAUGCACCAUUUCCAUGCAAACCUUGUUAUGGAAACUCUUCAAUUCAGAUCCAUCCCCUUGCGUUUCAAACCCUGACCCAACUUCGCUACCUAAACCUCUCUAGCACUUCCCUCCAGAAGAUUCCUGCAACCUGGUUUUACAAUAUGAGUCAACUAAAGGUGCUGUAUCUUGAAUUUAACUACUUAGUGCAUGAAAUAGCCUCUGGGGCAUUUUUAAGGUACCUUCCAUCUUUAGAAAUACUUGACUUAUCUUUCAACUAUGCAAGGACGGAAUAUCCACAAUAUAUAAAUAUUUCCGAAAACUUCUCUAAGCUUAUGUCUCUCCAGGUAUUGCAUUUAAGAGGUUACGUGUUCCAGGAACUUAGAAAAGAAGACUUCCUGCCUCUGCUAGGGCUCCCCAACUUAAAGGCUAUCAACCUGGGCAUUAACUUUAUUAAGCAAAUUGAUUUUACCAUCUUCCAGCAUUUCCACAAACUGAGUAUCAUUUAUCUGUCAGAAAACAGAAUAUCUCCCCUAGUAAAUGACAUCAGGCAAGAUUAUACAAACAGUUCAUCUUCCCAAAGUCAUAUCCUUAAACCACGCUCAGCACAUACUGAGUUUGACCCACAUUCGAAUUUUUAUCAUGACACCAGACCGUUAGUAAAGCCACAAUGUAGCAUUUACGGCAAAGCCUUAGAUUUAAGCUUGAACAGUAUUUUCUUCAUUGGGCAAAAGCAAUUUGAAGCUUUUGGUGACAUCGCCUGUUUAAAUCUGUCUGCAAACGGCAAUGGCCAAGUGUUACAUGGAACUGAGUUUUCGGCUGUGCCUCAUGUCAAAUACUUGGAUUUGACAAACAACAGACUAGACUUUGAUGAUGACAAAGCUCUCACUGAACUGGUUGAAUUAGAAGUUCUAGAUCUUAGCUAUAACGCGCACUAUUUCAGAAUAGCUGGGGUAACGCACCGUCUAGGAUUCAUCAAAAAUUUAACACAGCUAAAAGUUUUAAACUUGAGCCACAACAGCAUUUACACUUUAACAGAGUAUAAUCUGACAAGCAUGUCCCUGGAAGAAUUAGUCUUCAGUGGAAACCGCCUUGAUCUUUUGUGGAAUGACGAGGACGACAGGUACUGGCAUUUUUUCACAUUUCUCAGGAAUCUGACACGGCUUGAUCUAUCCUUUAAUAACCUUCGGCGCAUCCCGAAUGAAGCCUUCUCUAACUUGCCCCAGAGCCUCACAGAACUAUACAUAAACAAUAAUAUGUUACAUUUCUUUAACUGGACACUACUCCAGCAGUUUCCUCACCUCCGCUUGCUUGACUUAAGCAGGAACAAGCUGUCCACCUUAACUAACAGCCUGUCUACAUUUACCUCUUCUCUUCAGACCCUGCUGCUGAGGCAAAACAGGAUCUCCCACCUGCCCUCUGGCUUCUUUUCUGAAGCCAGAGGUCUGGUCCACCUCGAUUUAAGUUCCAACCUGAUAAAGAUGAUCAACAAAUCCACGCUUCAAACGAAGACAGCCACCAACCUCGCUGUUUUAGAACUAGGAGGAAACCCUUUUGACUGCACAUGUGACAUUGGAGAUUUUCGAAGAUGGAUGGAUGAAAAUCUGAAUGUCUCAAUUCCUAGACUGACAGAUGUCAUUUGUGCCAGUCCUGGAGAUCAAAGAGGGAAGUGUAUUGUGAGUCUAGAGCUAACAACUUGCGUUUCAGAUGCCAUCGCGGCAAUAUUCUUCUUCUUCACCUUCUUUGUUACCACCAUGGUUAUGUUGACGGCCGUGGCCCACCAUCUGUUUUACUGGGAUGUUUGGUUUAUCUACCACGUGUGCUUAGCGAAGAUAAAAGGGUACAGGUCUCUUUCCACAUCUCAAACUUUCUAUGAUGCCUACAUUUCUUAUGACACCAAAGAUGCCUCUGUCACCGACUGGGUGCUAAAUGAGCUGCGCUACCACCUCGAGGAGAGUGAAGACAAAAAUGUUCUCCUGUGUUUGGAGGAGAGGGAUUGGGACCCGGGAUUAGCCAUCAUCGAUAACCUCAUGCAGAGCAUCAACCAAAGCAAAAAAACCAUAUUUGUUUUAACCAAAAAAUAUGCAAAGAACUGGAACUUUAAGACAGCUUUCUACUUGGCCCUGCAGAGGCUAAUGGAGGAGAACAUGGACGUGAUCAUUUUCAUUCUGCUGGAGCCAGUGCUACAGCAUUCUCAGUAUCUGAGGCUGCGGCAGCGGAUCUGCAAGAGCUCCAUCCUCCAGUGGCCUGACAACCCCAAGGCAGAAGGCCUGUUCUGGCAAAGUCUGAAAAACGUGGUCUUGACUGAAAAUGAUUCACGGUAUAACAAUUUGUACGUUGAUUCCAUUAAGUAAUACUAACUGAUGUGAAGUCAUUGUUCAACGACGUAAUAAAAAUGCAAAGCAACUA
Molecule: messenger RNA, 3403 nt
Organism: Trichechus manatus latirostris (Florida manatee)
Lineage: Eukaryota; Metazoa; Chordata; Mammalia; Sirenia; Trichechidae
Gene: TLR8
Product: toll like receptor 8
Exons: 4
Coding region: 268-3348 (1026 amino acids)
Biological process (GO): canonical NF-kappaB signal transduction; toll-like receptor signaling pathway; defense response to virus
Cellular component (GO): plasma membrane
Molecular function (GO): pattern recognition receptor activity; protein binding
Source: RefSeq, a predicted model, not a curated record